UAAACUCUACAAGCCCAGAGGAGAAUCAAAGGUAAUCAAUUAAGCUGAAAGGUGAGGAGCCACCUUAAUACAAAGCUGUACUUAAUGACAAAGCCCAGCAUUAGUGGGCACUGUGUCAAUGUUUGUCAGGAUGGGCUUUUUGCAAGGUGUAUUAGUGGUGGUUGUGAUUGUGGCAUUUGAUCUGAAGAAUGCAUGGGGAAGUUUGAGACGAAGUCAAAGUCUAAGCAGCAUGAAGCCACAAUCAGCUCCAGCUUCCAGAGAUCCUGCUCUUUCUUCUCUAGGGUUCUUGAAUCCUUUCCAAAAGGCUUCUCGGUUCCAGAGUCUUGUCUCCAGAGGAUUUGCGCAAGAGCCUCUUGGUCUUCAGGAGAAGCAGCUGUUGCAGGGUCCAGUCAAGCCUUUGGCCUGGAAGUUUCCCAUUGCUCCAGAGGUGCAAAGUGAGUUGGCACUGAACUUCCAGUUGAGGCAACCUGUGACUCCCAGUAGUGUGGCUGUUCAAUGCAGUGAGGACCGGGUUCAUGUGGAGGUGAAGAAGGAUAUGUUCAGCAAUGGUCAGCUGAUCCAGCCAUCUGGUUUGUCUAUGGGAGGCUGUCCUGUUGUUGGUGAGGACUCUGCCUCUGGGGUGCUCAUCCUUGAAUAUGCACUGCAGGACUGCAAUAGUGUGCUGAUGAUGACCGCAGAUGAGCUUGUCUACACCUUUGCCGUUACCUACACUCCUGUGGCAUUUGCUGGCACGCCAAUUACCCGUACUGAGGGUGCAGUUGUUGGCGUUCAAUGCCACUAUCAAAGGCUCCAUAAUGUGAGCAGUGAUGCUUUGAAUCCAACUUGGGUUCCUUAUGCUUCAACGGAGGUUGGCCAGGAUGUCUUGGUGUUCUCCAUGAACCUCAUGAUGGAUGACUGGUCCUAUCAGAGGCCUUCAAAUGUGUACUACUUGGGAGACAUUAUUAAUAUUGAGGCAUCUGUGAAGGUGUACAACCACGUCCCACUGCGUGUGUUUGUGGACCGCUGUGUGGCCACCCAAGUACCUGAUGUGACUUCUGUUCCGAGAUAUUCCUUCAUUGAGAACCAUGGGUGCCUUGUGGAUGCCAAGGCUACGGCUUCCAACUCCCACUUCAUGCCUCAAACCCAGGUAGACAAGAUCCAGUUCCAGCUGGAGGCUUUCAUGUUCCAGGGAGGAUCCAGUCCUUCUAUCUACAUUACGUGUAGCGUGAAGGCCACUCUUGCAUCUGCACCUAGUGACGCUCUCCACAAAUCCUGUUCCUUUUCCAACGGGUGGCUUGCUGCUGAUGGGAACCACCAGGUUUGUGCCUGCUGUGACUCAACAUGUGGUCCUGAUGGUGGAAGUGAUGCUCCUAUUGGGGGUGUUCAGUGGGAAGGCAAGGCCUCACUCGGUCCUGUAAUGGUUCAAGGGCGACAGAAGACUUUGGCUCGUCUUCAAUAAAUUGGGAAAACCCUAUUGCUGACUUUAAAUAAAUGGGGAAAACCUU
This is a messenger RNA of Carassius carassius (crucian carp), 1484 nucleotides long. RefSeq names its product zona pellucida sperm-binding protein 3-like. The transcript is spliced from 8 exons. Gene Ontology annotation, biological process: binding of sperm to zona pellucida; egg coat formation; positive regulation of acrosome reaction. Bases 119 to 1438 code for a protein of 439 amino acids. NCBI's taxonomy places the organism in Eukaryota, Metazoa, Chordata, Actinopteri, Cypriniformes, Cyprinidae. Gene Ontology annotation, cellular component: extracellular matrix. The record is from RefSeq and is a predicted model, not a curated record. Gene Ontology annotation, molecular function: acrosin binding.